CAUGCAGCUUGGCCGACGCCGGCGCCGUGGCCUGGCGCUGCUGCUGGGCCUGGCGCUGCUCGCGCUCGGCGCCGGGCCCGGCGCCCGGUCGCAAGGUCCCUUCCUCGUGCAGGCCCCCAUGUCGCUCGGGCCCGACGAGCCGAGCACCUACGAGCUGCUGCUCCCCGACCAGCCCAUGGUCCAGCACUCGCUGGCCGAGGGGCAUGUCCAUCUACAGGGCGCCCGGGUGGACCUCUUCGCGGACGCGCGCCUGGGGGCCCACUUCCUCGAUGCGCCGGCCGGGCAGCUGGCCUACGCCACCCUGCCGACCGGGGCCGAUGUCCAGGUGCUCCGGGUGCCGGUGCCGGGAUCCAACCCGGUGGUGGCCUGGGCCACGGGGCUGGGCCUGGUCGGGGUGUCCACCACCGGCGCCAUGCACGAGUAUGCCCAGCUGGCCGGGGAGCCGGUGCGUCUGUUGGCGGCGCACGCUCACGGCCCCCAUGCCCUGUCCAUGCUCCUGGGCGUGGGCCCGGGCCAGGUGGUGGUCCUUCACCUGCAGGGGACCGGCUGGUCGGAGGCCCGGCACCCGGUGGGCGCCACGGUGGCGGUGUCCGGCCCGGCCGGGCACUUUUUCCUGGCCUCCCACGGCCCGAGCUGGACCUGGCUGCGACAUGGCCACUCCUCGGCCUGGGCGCUGCACUCGUCGGAGGCCAUCCGGGACAUGGCGGCCACGCGGCUGCUUUCCGCCGACCCGGCGGUCGUGGAUCUGGUGGUCAUCGGGACCUCCCGGCUGCGGGUGUACAUCGGGCUCAAUGACGCCGGGGACAUCGCCAUGCAGUGGGACGUGCCGCUGCCCGAGCGCGACGGCCAUGCCCUCUCGGCCGACCUGGUGCCGGGGGUGCUGCACGUCCCCCGGCCCAUGGGGUUCCUGCACCUGGUCAAUUCCAAGCAGGUGCUCUGGCGGCUUGACUUCCACGAGGGGCAGACGGCGACCUGGACCCGGAUCGACACGCCGCCGGGGUUCUUCGCGCGGUCGCCGGCCCCGGGGGCGGUGGCCGUGCCGGCCGGCUGGCCGUCGGCCGGCGUGGCCGAAGGGUGGGCCAUCCAGCAGGCCAACCGGAUCUUCUUCACCGACGAGGUCUUCGCCUGUGGGGCCGAUGCGUCGAUCGUGUGCGACCCGGGGACCGGCUCCUGGUCGUGCGCCGCGGGCCGGCGCUUUGCCCCGCUCCUGCUGGAGGGGGAGCUGUGCGCCGGCUGCGAGGACGGCCACUUCCUCCAAGUCACCGGCCCGCAUACCCGCACCUGCACGAAAUGCCCAUCGCCGGACUGCCGGGCAUGCGACCAGGGCGGACGCUGCGUGGCCUGCAUGGACGGCCGGCUGUUGCUGCGCGACCGGACCGGCGGCCCCGGGACCUGUGUCAGCGCAUGCCCCGCCGGCAGCCACGCCUCGCACGGGGAGUGCGCCCCGGCGGACGCGCCGCAGGCCGCCGGCCACAUCCGGGCCAUCCACCUGCAGGGCGGGCAGGCCAUCAUGGCGGCCUGCCCGACGCGGCUCUACCUGAGGCAGGGCCUGCCGCACCUGUCGGCGGCAUCGCUCGCGGCCGAGGAGCCGCCCUCGGUGCUGGCCGUCCUGGCGGCCGGCUGGCUGGCCAUCCUGGAUGCCGAGCAGCUGCGCACCGCCCCCGACGCGCCGAUCGCGGCGGCCACCCUGCCCGCGGCCUUUCCCCACCUGCCGGACACGCGCCAGCUGUUCGAGGUGGGCCCCUUCUUCGCGGACAACCGCGUGGGCCUGGGGCUGGUGGUCGUCGGGGCCGGGGCCGUCCGGCACCUGCUCCUGCUGUGCACGCUUACCGGGCCCGAGGCCCAGUGGGAGUGCCCCUUGGUCAGCCUCAAGAACUACCCGCUGCCGGCCCUGCCGCAGGAGGCCCCGGCCCGGCAGCUGUCGGCCCAGGUGCUGGCCUUCGGCCAUGUGCUGCUGGUGUUCCAGCCCGAUGGCCAGUAUCAGGUGGUCCGCGACCCGGCGGCCGGGCCGGGCCACCUGCCGGCCCUGGCCACCCAUGCCCAUGGGCUUUCCCGGCAGCCGGUCGAGUGGCUGUACCGGGACCAUGGGGCCGCCGGGCCGACGGCCCAGCCGUGGGCCCUGGCCCGGCAGCUGGACCCCCGGUGCCGGCACCCGGCCAGCGAUCCCCCGCACCCGGGCCAGCCGUGGGUGCCGGUGGCCCUGACCGUGCGGCCCGGCCAGCAGGAGCUCCUCCUGGCCGGGCACGAGCCCGCCGGCAGCCAGUCGGCCUGGCUCAUCCGGCACUAUCCCCUGGGGGUGGGGGCCCACUGGCGGACGCGGGGGCUCCUUGCCACGGAGCGCCGGCUGCCGGGCCCGGCCGCCGGGCCGCCCCUCAUGCACCGGGGCCUGGUGCUCCGGGGCCGGGCCGACUACCCCGGCGCCCUGGUGCUGGUCGGGCCCCGGGAGGUGGCGGUGGUCCUGCUGCACUGCCCCCCGGGGGAGCCCUGCCGCCUGGGCCCGGAUGCCUUGCUGGCGGUGCCGCACGACUGGCCGGCCACCAUCGACCACACCUGCCUGGCCGUGGCCCAGGCCCCGGGGCCGGCCGGCCUGCCCGGCCACGCGUGGCCCGCGCUGGCAUCCUUCCUGGUGGUGGUCCGGCGCCCGGGGUCCGCCGGCACCGACACCCGAAGCUACCUCAUCCAGGUGGCGGCCACGGCCUGCCCCGGCCGGACCUACGGCCCCGAGUGCCGGCCCUGCGCCGAGGCCUGCCAAGCAUGCACCGGGCCCGGCCCCGACCAGUGCACCCUGGCCCGGUGUGACUUCUUCCAGCCGGCCGACCCGGGGCGCUGCCUGGCGGCCUGCCCGCCGGGGCUGCACGCCGACCCGGCCGGCGCCUGCCUGUGCCACGACACGUGCGAGGCCUGCCACCGGCCGCCGGCCGGCGGGGCCUUCCUCUGCACGGUGUGCCGGUCGGGCAUGGCCCGGGACCCGGCGGCCGGCGACCGGUGCCGGCCCUGCCACUGGUCGUGCGGGCAGUGCAGCGCCCCGGACCGGCCGGACGCCUGCACCUGGUGCACCUUCACGGCCGGGCCGCCCGGGCCGGAGGGCACAUGCCUGGCGGCCUGCCCGGCCGGCACGUGGCUCCGGGCGCCGGGGCACCCGUGCGAGCCCUGCCCGGCCGGCUGCGCCUCCUGCACCGGGCCCGAUGCCUGUACCGCAUGCCGGCCGGGCUUCCUGCCGGGCCCGGCCGCCGGCCAGUGUGCCCCCUGCGCGGCCGCCUGCGCCGAGUGCCGGCACGCGGCGGAUGCCUGCCUGGCCUGCGCCCCGGGGAGCGACUGGGUGGACGGCAUGCCGCCGGCCGGGCCGGGCCACACCCGCGGCUGCGUCCCCUGCCGGGGCCCGUGCGCCACGUGCGACGCCCAGGGCCGGUGCCAUUCCUGCCGGCCGGGCUUCCUGCCGGCCGCCGGCCAGCCGGGCGUCUGCACCGAGGCCUGCGCGGCCGGCACGGCCUUCGACCCGGUCCGGGGCCACUGCCGGGCCUGUGCGCCGGGCUGCGCCGAGUGCCUGGUCCCCGGCCAGCCGGGCGCCUGCACCGCCUGCCCGGCCGGCCAGGCGCUCCAUGUGGAUGGUCGGUGCGUGGACGCCUGCCCGGCGGGCUUCCGCCCGGCCGGUGGCGCGUGCGUCCCCUGCGGCCGGGGCUGCCUGGAAUGCGCCGCGGCCGGGGGUGCCUGCUCGCGGUGCGAGCCCCGGCGCUAUGACGCCGGCGAUGGCACCUGCCAGCCGUGCCACGCCUCCUGCGCCACAUGCACCACCGCCGGGGCCUGCGCCUCCUGCCAGCCGGGGCUGGUCUUCCAGUCGCCGGACCCGGGGGUCCGCUCGCCGUGCGUGGCGGCCUGCCCGGCCGGGCAGCACCCGGCCGGCGACCGGUGCGCCUGGUGCCAUGCAUCGUGCGCCCUGUGCGCCACGGCCGCCGACCAGUGCCAGGCGUGUGCGCCGGGGUACCGGUGGCCGGGCCCGGCGCCCGGGCCCCAUGGCACCGGGGCCUGCGUCCCGUGCGGCCCCGGCUGCGCGUCCUGCACGGCCGACGCCUGCCUCGCCUGCCGGGAGCCCCUGCUCCUGACGCCGGCCGGCCAGUGCGUGGCCACCUGCCCGGCCGGCACCCACCCGGCCGGCGAGUCGUGCCAGCCGUGCGCCCCCGAGUGCGCCACCUGCGCCGGGCCCCGGGCCGACCAGUGCACCGGCUGCGCGGCCGGCUUCGAGCACGGGCCCGGGGCGCCGGCCGGCACCCCGGGGCCCUGCCUGGCCACCUGCCCGGAGGGCAAGUACCCGGGCCCGGGCCCGGGCCAGUGCCUCGACUGCCACCCGGCCUGCGCCGCCUGCACCGGGCCCUCGGACGGCCACUGCUGGCGCUGCCAGGCGGCCUACCUGCAGGAGGGCAUGUGCGUGCAGGACUGCGCGCCGGGCUACCUGCCGGUCGAUGGCCGGUGCCUGGCCUGCCACCGGUCGUGCGGCCGGUGCUCCGGCCUCCGGAGCACCGAGUGCACGGCCUGCGCGGCCGGGCUGCUGGCCCUGCCGGCCGGCGCGCCGGCCGGCCAGUGCGUGCCCGCCUGCCCGGCCGGCCACCACCCCGGGCCCGGCGGGUGCGUGCCCUGCGCGGCCGGGUGCGCCCGCUGCCCGGCCGACGCGGCCGCCUGCGCCCAGUGCCAGCGCGGCUCGGCCCUCUGGGGGGCGGCCUGCCUGCCGGCCUGCCCGGCCGGCACCUGGCACGAUGGCCACCGGUGUGUCGACUGCCACGCCUCGUGUGCCACAUGCGCCGGGCCCGGGGCCGCCGACUGCCUGACGUGCGGCCAGCCGGUGGACCUGUGGCUGGAGGGCGCCUGCCUGGGCGCCUGCCCGGCCGGCACCUACCGCCACAUGGGCAUGUGCCUGCCGUGCUGCCUUUCGUGCGCCGAGUGCCACGGGCCCGGCCGGGCCGAGUGCACCGCCUGCCCGGCCGGCCGGCUCCUCGGCCCGGACGGGGCCUGUGUGGCCGGCUGCCCGGCCGGGCACUACGCCGACGACCCGGGCCCCGGCCGGCCGCGCGUCUGCCGGGCCUGCUCGAGCGCCUGCUGGCUGUGCGACGGCCCGGGCCCCGGGGCCUGCACCGCCUGCCCGGGCCCCGGCCAGCUCCUGCACCAUGGGGCCUGCCGGGAUGCCUGCCCGGCCGGGCACCAUCCGUGCCGGGUGACCGGCCGGUGCGAGCCCUGCCCGGCCGGCUGCGCCGAGUGCGUGCACGCGGCCGACCGGCCGGCCGGCUGCGAGGCCCGCUGCACCGCCUGCUCGCCGGGGCUGGUCCUGUCGCCGGCGGCCGGCGGCGCCUGCCAGGCGGCCUGCUCGCCGGGGGAGUUCCUCCCCCACGCCGGGGCCCCGGCCUGCGACCCGUGCGCCGGCGAGUGUGCCACAUGCCAUGCCGGGGCCGGGCGGUGCACGGCGUGCGCCGACCCGGCGGCCUGGCUGCGCCCGGAUACCAACACCUGCGAGGCCGCCUGCCCGGCGCCGGGGUACACCCCGUCGCCGGUCGAGCGGGUGUGCCUCCCCUGCGGCCGGCACUGCGACCGGUGCGCCGCCGGGCCCGACGCCCGGCCAUGCACCCGGGACGCGGCCGGCCGCCUGGACUGCCCGGCCGAGCUGGCCUGCCAGCUGUGCCAGGGCCACCGGCUGCUCCUCCAUGGGACCGACUGUGUGGAGGCCUGCCCGGUGGGGCUCUUCGCCGACUGGCUGGCCGCCCCGCCGGCCUGCGCCGCGUGCCAUGCCGACUGCCCGGGGGCCUGCGUCGGCCCGGGGCCCGCCGACUGCACCGACCCCCGGGCCUCGGCCCCGCGGCAGCGCCUCGCCCUCGGCCUGGGCAUCGGUCUCGGGCUCGGCCUGCUGCUCCUGCUGCUGGCGGCGGCCUUCUUCCUGCUCCUGCGCCGGUGGCGAGCUCGAGCCCCGAAGGGGGCGGUGCGUGCUCCUGCGUCAUAUUUUGUGUCGGCCCGCCGGGCCAUGCUCUAA
Fonticula alba is the source of this 6010-nucleotide messenger RNA. RefSeq lists its product as hypothetical. The annotation marks the transcript as partial. NCBI's taxonomy places the organism in Eukaryota, Rotosphaerida, Fonticulaceae. The record is from RefSeq and is a predicted model, not a curated record. The transcript is spliced from 3 exons.